AUGGGCUUGCUGAGACAGGGAACUUUCACGUUCUGGGCGAGUUUUAGAAGCUGGUUGCCCUUGAAUCCAGUUCGAAUAACGAAAAAGUGUGCACCGUUUCGACAACGCCACAGCCAGUGGCGCUUCUGGAGUGAGGCUGCAUCCUCCGUUUCAGAGACUGAGGUACGCCCGAACUCUAUACGAAAUAUAGGGAUAGUCGCGCAUGUUGAUGCAGGGAAAACGACCUUGACGGAGAAGAUCUUGUACUAUGCGGGAGUUUCGCGGCGGGUCGGAAACGUUGAUCACGGCGACACUGUCAUGGACUACCUGUGGGAAGAGCGCCAGCGGGGGAUUACGAUCCAAGCUGCAGCUACCAGUGUAACGUGGCCGCCGUUCCCGCAACCCAAGGAUCGCAAGUCCGCUGUACUCAUCAACAUCGUCGACACGCCUGGUCACGUGGACUUCACCUUCGAGGUGGAGCGCUCUCUAAGCGUCAUGGAUGGCGCUGUGGUGCUCGUCGACGCAAUCGCGGGGAUUCAGGCGCAAACUGCCACAGUUUGGAGACAGACGAAUCGAUACGGGCUGCCAAGGCUUAUUUUCUUGAACAAGUGCGAUCGAAAAGAGGCGGAUGUGUCUCGGUGUCUGCAGCAAAUUCGCACUUCCCUGGGCGGACGACCAGUAUUGUUGACAGCGCCGGUAGCAUGGAACGGACAUGUAGGGAUCGUGGAUUUGAGGGCCACCAACCAUAUGCUGCUUUUCACCGGAUCGCACGGCGAAGCAGUUGAGCGCAUUGCGAUGGAUGCGGAAGCAUCCGUCCAGCCGCUUCUGACAGUGAAUCGAAACACCCCGCUGACCUGGUCGAAGCUCGCAACAGAUCUACGAGAGGCACUUGUCGAGACUUUAGCAGAAUAUGAUGAUCGCUUGUGUACACAGUAUCUGGACGGUAAGCCCGUCCACGACGACGACUUGAGCCGUGCGCUUCGUAGUGCCACGCUGGAACGCCACGUUGUGCCGGUAUUUUGCGGGUCAGCGUUACGUGGUAUGGGCAUUCAACCCUUGUUGGAUGCGGUCGAGGAGCUGCUUCCCUCGCCGGAGGAGCGUCCGGCGAGACUGGGGGAGGCGCUCGAUGGGGGGUCGACUCGGAAGAUCGCCAUGAAUUCGAAAGACGCUUUAGUAGCGUACGCAUUCAAGGUUCAGCAGGAUCUGCACCGCGGACCACUUACAUUUGUCCGCGUGUUUUCCGCGGGAGCCACAGCGUGCCUGCAGACGGGGUCUGUCCUGAAAAUUCUCUCGACAGACAGAGUCAAAUGGCAUGAUGCCGUACAGGAACGCGUGACAGGCGUCUUCCGCGUGCACGCAGACCACUUCAUGCCUAUCCAGCACGUGCAAACAGGAGGUAUCUAUGCGUUGAGCGGUCUGAAAAGGGUCCGCACCGGUGACACAUUGGUCUCGUCAGAUGCCGAUCCCAUCAGUGUGGUGCGUCUCCCGCCAGUGCCGGUACCAGAGCCUAUGUUUAGCGUCGCGCUAGCGCGUGACACGGGAUACCAGCGCUCAGCGCAGGAGGCACUGAUUGCCGCGCUGCAGGUUCUGGUACUUGAUGACCCAAGUCUUCGCUUUCACGAAGAUGAACGCACGGGAGAGUUGCUUUUAAGCGGCAUGGGUGAGCUUCACCUUGAUAUUGCCUGCAAAAGGCUCGAGAGGGAGUUCGGAAUAAAGGACCUCCAUGCGAGUGCGCCGCGAGUGGCGCUCUUUGAAACGGUCGCUGAGCCUGGUGCUGGGUGCGUAUCCGCUGUGAACAGCGUCCAGUGCACGCUGAAGAGCCACGAUCAGAUGCCGCUUUCCACAAUGGACCGUACUGUGGGCGCGACUCGUUUACGAGCAUCGAUGCGUGUGACGUUGCACCCACUGCCUCGAAACGAGAGCAAUGAUGGAAUUCGACUUGAACGCGAGGUGUGUCUGUGCCCCAACCUCGUGUUCAGGGGCGCGUCGCCACAAGAGGGUCUCGCGCCUUCAAGUCGCGAAAUCCCAGCGUCAAUUCGGGACGCUAUCACGGACGGUGCGCGAGCGGCGCUCCAGCGCGGCCCUCGAGCAGGUCUCCCUGUCGUUGGGGUCAGGGCAGUCAUUCAUCAGAUUUCUGCGGAAAAUCCAGUGGAAACCGCGCUCCGAGCUUGUGCUGUGGAUGCUGUCCACGAUGCACUCGGUCGAUCAACAGUCGCACUCGUCGAGCCUGUCAUGAGAGUUGAGGUACGACUGGAUGCAGUUGGAGAGCUUGCAAGCGAGCCCGACGAGCCUACGCGUUCCGACACGAGCGUCGAUAAGCAGCAUUUGUAUGGCGUCGUGAUUCGGGACCUGACGUCCCCGCAACGCCGCGGGCAGGUGCUCGGCACAGAUGCAAGCGGCUCUGUGGUCGAGGCGCUCGUACCGCUCGAGGGUCUGAUCGGCUAUGCGAACGCGCUCCGCAGCUUGACUGGUGGACGUGCCUCCUUCGAAGCGUCUUUCUGCAAAUAUGAACGGGUUGAUGAGAUGUUCGCGCAUCGUUUACUCGAAAGGAACUGA
Messenger RNA from Cyanidioschyzon merolae strain 10D, 2535 nucleotides. RefSeq names its product mitochondrial translation elongation factor G2. Gene Ontology annotation, cellular component: mitochondrion. Lineage: Eukaryota; Rhodophyta; Bangiophyceae; Cyanidiales; Cyanidiaceae. The record is from RefSeq and is a predicted model, not a curated record. Gene Ontology annotation, biological process: mitochondrial translation; ribosome disassembly. The coding region runs from base 1 to 2535 and encodes 844 amino acids. The transcript has a single exon. Gene Ontology annotation, molecular function: GTP binding; GTPase activity.